Messenger RNA from Seriola aureovittata, 2459 nucleotides. It is a transcript of the gene chst7, whose product is annotated as carbohydrate (N-acetylglucosamine 6-O) sulfotransferase 7. The transcript is spliced from 2 exons. Gene Ontology annotation, biological process: N-acetylglucosamine metabolic process; carbohydrate metabolic process. The coding region runs from base 120 to 1388 and encodes 422 amino acids. The record is from RefSeq and is a predicted model, not a curated record. Lineage: Eukaryota; Metazoa; Chordata; Actinopteri; Carangiformes; Carangidae. Gene Ontology annotation, cellular component: Golgi membrane. Gene Ontology annotation, molecular function: N-acetylglucosamine 6-O-sulfotransferase activity; chondroitin 6-sulfotransferase activity.
CGCACACACUCCCAGUUCUCGAGCAUUCACAUAACUUUACUGUAGAGACCUCGGCGCUGCACAAAGCGCUGUGCUGACCAUCAGAGAAGAAGCUAGCCGCCCCCUCCCGCCGAAAGGAAAUGAAGAGGAGGCUACAUAAGAAAUACUUGAUUUUGAUACUGGCAUAUUCAGGUUUACUUCUGCUAAUCCCGUACGUGUUAGAUUACGGGGAUAAAUCCUAUCAACGCGGGAAGCAUGGACUGCCGCAGCAACAGCCCAGAUGCCCAGAUUUGGAGAACACGGUGGCGCUGCUGUGGGAUAACGGUUACAGACUCAACGGCAGCGACACGACGGAGUACGCCGUCAACAGGAGCCAGUCACGGAUGAACAUCUACCUGCAUGCCACCUGGAGGACCGGCUCCUCGUUCUUGGGGGAGCUGUUCAACCAGCACCCCGAUGUUUUUUACCUGUACGAGCCGAUGUGGCACAUAUGGCAGGCUCUGUACCCGGGGGAUGCGGCCAGUCUCCAGGGCGCAGUGCGGGACAUGAUGAACGCCCUGUACCGCUGCGACUUCUCCGUCCUCAAACUUUACGCCGGCACGCAAAACAUCACCACCUCGUUCAUAUUCGGCUGGAAAAUGAACAAGGUGAUAUGUUCAGAGCCGCUGUGUGGUGCGCACAAGCGGCACGAUAUCGGGCUGGUGAAGGAGGACCAGUGCGCAAAGUGCCAAAAGAGGGACAUCAGGGAGCUGGAGAGGGAGUGCAAAAAGUACCCAGUGAUGGUGAUCAAAGGAGUCCGCGUCUUGGACCUGAGCACGUUGGUUCCUUUGAUGAAGGACCCGGCGAUCAACCUCCAGAUUAUUCAGCUCUUCAGAGACCCGAGGGCCGUGCACAACUCGCGCUUGAAGUCCAAGCAGGCCCUGGUGAAGGAGAGCAUCCAGGUGCUCAGGAGUAAGAAGCAGACCGACAAGUACAAGCGGCUGCUGGUGCCGAGCAACAGGGUGAACCGGGCUGAGAGCUACGUCUCCAGCGCCAUGGAGCUUAUCUGUGACAACUGGCUCAGUGACAUGAUGCUGGUGAUGAACGCGCCCCCUUGGGUGAGGAGGAACUACCUCCGCAUCCGCUACGAGGACCUGGUCCUCCACCCCAUGGAGGAGCUCCAGAGGCUCUACCGCUUCUCCAACCUCUCCACCUCCCCUGCUCUGGAGAAGUUUGCACUGAACAUGACGCACGGACAGGGGUAUUCAUCUGACAAGCCCUUCCUUAUAUCAUCUAGGGAUGCAAAAGAGGCUAUAUAUGCCUGGAGGGAGCGGCUCAGUGUGGAGCAGAUAAAUCAGGUGGAGGCCUACUGCAGUGAAGUCAUGAGGCAGCUGGGCUAUCAGAGAAACAGCCUGGACAAAACAACAUGAGGAUGUGGCAUGAGGAAUCGAUGGGUUAAAGGGGCCUGGUAUCCAGGGCUGAGGGCAAAAGGUGGAAUAACAACACAAGCAGCUGGAAUGUGGUCCACUGGGAGCUCGCGAGCACAACUCUGGGCUUGUUUUCCCUCAGCCGGGUCGAUGAACUGGAGAAAAUCCAAGUGGAAAGAGCAGCCAAUCACAGACAGAUGAAUCUGAAACAGGAAGAUGGCAGCUUAUUUUUUACAGUGUUACCUGGAUAACACCAAAAGGGUCUGUGCAAAUAGAAAGAAUGCGGGGAGGGGAAAUAAACCAGAAGAGAGAGAUGGGGCUGUUUUGUUCUGCCGUCACACUGGCCAGCCUCCAUCCCUCUGUCCUUUUAGUAGCACUAAUCCCUCCUCAAAUCCCCUGCAGGCGAGAGGCGGGCCAGAAAAAGCCCAAGAUGGGUCCUUCUCUGGAGGCGACUGCCAAGAUCCAGGGUGGCAGCGUCAGGUUCGCUCUCACCUGCGCGACUUAUCCGUCCAGUCUAUGACUAAGUGUGGCAGCAAUCUCGAGCAUUACUGAUAUCUAACUGCAACUGGCUCACUAACAGUGCUAAUGUAGAGCUUUCGAAGAAGAAAGUACUGUAUUUACUGGAAAAGAGGUCCGACUGAGGAACGGUUGUUCCACCCCCGGCCCCUCAGGAAUCCGGACAGCUGCAGCGCCCCACUGACAAAACAUUCGCAUGGGUGUGAAAUCUUUGAAUAUCCCGUGGACGUGUCUUGGAGAGCUGCCUCUGUCCUCUGCCAGUGAAUUAUGAAAAAGGUUGUCACAAAUACAACAGAUGGUACUGAUUCAUAUUAGGUGCCGUUCUUACUGUUUAUAGUUUUUGUUUGAAAAUGGUGUAAAAUGCUGUGAUAUCCCUCUGGUUAAAGGAUGUGUCGGGGGAGGGGUAAAAUAAUUAUCGGCGUCCACAUGUUCAACUUUAGAAGUUGGUUCUGUAAUAAUUGUUCUGGCUGGAAUAUCUGAAGUUCUCUUGUCAAAGAAGGAAAUAACUUUUAGACCAUUGAAACUGACUGCAAUAAAGAGUUAGUAAAAACUAGAGAA